Molecule: messenger RNA, 3691 nt
Organism: Humulus lupulus (European hop)
Lineage: Eukaryota; Viridiplantae; Streptophyta; Magnoliopsida; Rosales; Cannabaceae
Exons: 5
Coding region: 73-3474 (1133 amino acids)
Source: RefSeq, a predicted model, not a curated record
AGAUGUAAUUGUCUUGCAACACGGUCAUAAACCCUUCCAAAAUCUCGAGUGAAGUUCACUCUGUGUUUGUCCAUGGAGGGUAUCAUUAUCAUACCUUCAGCUCGUACAAGCCUCACAACUUCAUUUUUAACUUCGAGUUUCACUUCCAAAUUUCCAACAAAAACUCGGAAUAAAAAUAACCAAAUUGUGUACAACGUACCCACAUCCAUAUUCCACAAGAACUCCUCUUUGUCAUUAUAUCAAUCCUUACCUGGUCGUAGAAACUUCGUAGUUUUCUCCCAAUUUGGUCGAACAACGAGCCGCCGCAACUCGCUGAGGAAGAAGCUUAUUGAGAAUCAACAGGUACGCCAUCAUGUAAUUCCCGGUUCUGAUAUUCAAAAUCAAAAAUCAAAUAUUAAUUUUGGGGAAGGAGAGAACUUAAAGGAGGAAAUAAACGUUGACAGCGUUGAAGAGAGUGUAUCUAGUGAUGGGGUUAUCGAAAAUGAAUCAAAGUCGAAACUUCUUGGUGAUUCUGCUUUAUUCACGAAAUUGGAGAAUUGGGUUGAGCAGCAUAAAAAGGAUAGUGAGUACUGGGGCAUUGGGUCAGAGCCAGUUUUUACAGUCUUCCUUAAUCCCGAUGGGACUGUUGAGCGGGUUUCUGUUCACGAGGAUGAAAUAUUGAGGAGAAGCCGUGUAGAGAAAGAGGAUUUAGAAAACUCUGCAGAGACGAAUUUGAAAAUUUUGCAGGCAGAGAAUUUAGCUAGAGAGAUGGAGAGUGGGGGAAAUGUUAUUCCAAGGAACAGUUCGGUGGCUAAGUUUGUUGUUCAAGGUGGUGAGUCUAAUUUCUUUAAGGCAAUUCAGAGCUUUAGUCUUAGUCCUCAGUUUAUAAAAGAGCUCCCAAGAGUGGGGACCAUGGUCUUGUAUGGUCUAGUUGCUAUUUGGGCAGUGAAGCAAUUGUUUAGUUUUGGGGAUAAAGAGGUGAAACUCACAGAAUAUGAAAAGGAAAUGAUGAGGAGGAAGAUAAAAGCAAGAAAGGAGAAAGAGGUGUUGAACAUAGGUGGUGUGGAAGUUAUUCAACCUUUGGAGCAACCACCAAUGUUUCCCACUGAAAAGCCGAAGCUUGAUAAGCAAGAACUGAUGAAAAGUAUUGCAAAAGCAAAAUCACAGGGUGGAAAUUUGACUUUACUUGAUUCAAAAUCUGUUAACAUAGAUGCUAAAUCUAUGGAGUUUGAUAUCAAAAUUCAAGAAAUCAGAAAAAUGGCCAAACAUGCCCGGGAAACUGAAGUUAAGGAGAGUAAAUUGAUUAAAAGGGAUAGAAUUGAAACUAAGAUUAAGGGUAAGGAAAGUUACAAUGGAACCAAGGAGGGUGAAGAGUAUAGAGAGAAGGAGAUUAGUUUACUUAACCAACAUCUAAAUGAAGAUACUAAACAAAGUUGCAAGGAUGAUACUAAGUUUGUACUUGAUGAAGCAUUUGCCAGGGAUGGGAAUAUUGCUUCAAGUGCAGAAUGUUCAGAUGCCAAGCAAAUCACUAGUGAGAAUCUAGAAGACAUCGAGAUUGUUGAAAAGUUCGGAGACUGUGCUACUUUUGAUGAUCCGUCUGAAAAUAGAGAAGGUUCUGUUCUAGUAAAACCACGAAUUAUAAGGUCAGUGAAAGAAGCCAGGGAGUAUCUUUCUGGAAAAGGUAACAAGCAAGAGCCAAAACAAGAGUCACAGUUUAGAGCUGUUCAAGAAAGUACUGCUCUGCCAAAGCAUGAUAAGCAAUUCGAAAGUAAUACAAGGGAGGAUUUGAGCACAGAAGAAUUGUUUACAUCUGCCAUUUCAGAUGCAAAAACAGAUGCUUCUGCUAUGACAAGUGCCUCUCGAGAUUCUGAUCUAGGGAAUAAGGAAUCUGUUGAAAUCAAGGAUGGAAGCCUGAAAAAUUAUCUGGAAGGAGAAGAUGUUCAAGAGCAGCAAAUUUCCUUGGAUCACAAAGAUGAUGACAGAACAUCUGAAAGAGAACAAUCUGUAGAAGUGGAAAACUGGAAUGAAAAGAAUUUUAAUGAACAUAUUAGCAAGAAGAUUGGAGUUAGCUUUAGAGAUAAUUACAUGGUUGCAAGGGAAAAGAAGAAUCAGCUGUCAAAUGUGAAUCCUUCUGCAGUGCUUGGUCCUAUUGGAGAUGAAAGUGAACUUGAAUGGAUGGAAGAUGAAAGUCUUGCAGAAAUUGUUUUUCGAGUACGAGACAAUGAGUUAUCAGGGAAAGAUCCAUUUUACCAGAUGGAUGCAGAAGACAAGAACGCAUUUUUCAGGGGUCUUGAAAAGAAAUUUGACAGAGAGAACGAAAAGCUGUUGAAACUGCAUGAAUAUCUCCAUGCAAACAUAGAAAAUCUUGAUUACGGGGCAGAUGGUAUCAGCAUAUAUGAUCCACCAGAAAAAGUAAUACCACGUUGGAAAGGUCCUCCUUUGGAAAUAAGUCAUGAUUUUUCCAAUAAUUUAUCGGAACUAAGGGAAGCAAUUAUUGCUGAAAAUACUGGACUUUCAUUCAAUGUGAAGAAGGAUGAGCAGAACUUCCUCCAGAAAUCAAGGGAAUCUCCACCAGUUGCAAAAAAUGCCACUUCUUCAGCAGUUAAUAAUCCAAAAAAGAGAUUGGAUAAGGGUCAAGAUAGGUCCAAGACGAUUAUAGAAGGCAGUGAUGGUUCUUUUAAAGCUGGGAAAAAAUCAGGGAAGGAGUUUUGGCAACACACCAAGAAAUGGUCUCGUGGGUUUCUGGAAUCUUAUAAUGCAGAGGCAGAUCCGGAAGUUAAAUCCAUUAUGAGAGAUAUGGGGAAGGAUCUGGAUAGAUGGAUCACUGAGAAAGAAAUUCAGGAAGCUGAUGAUCUUAUGAAGAAAUUGCCUGAGAAGAAUAAGGAAUUCAUGGAAAAGAAACUCACCAAGCUUAAAAGAGAGAUGGAAUUGUUUGGACCACAAGCUGUCGUGAGCAAAUAUAGUGAAUAUGCAGACGACAAAGAAGCAGAUUACUUGUGGUGGUUAGAUCUUCCAUAUGUACUGUGCAUUGAGUUGUACACAGUUGAGGAUGGUGAACAAAGAAUAGGGUUUUAUUCAUUGGAGAUGGCUACUGAUCUUGAAUUAGAACCAAAACCACAUCAUGUGAUUUCCUUUGAAGAUGCUAAUGAUUGCAAAAAUCUUUGUUACAUAAUCCAAGCUCAAAUGGAAAUACUAGGAAAUGGCAAUGCCUUUGUUGUUGCCCGGCCACCUAAGGACACUUUCCGAGAAGCCAAAGAAAACGGUUUUAACGUUACUGUCGUGAGGAAAGGAGAGCUUCAGCUUCAUGUGGAUCAAACAUUGGAAGAGGUGGAGGAACAAAUUGUAGAGAUUGGAAGCAAAAUGUACCAUGAUAUGAUUAUGCGAGAGCGAUCUGUAGAUAUAAGCUCAUUGAUGAAGGGUGUAUUUGGUUUCAAGACUAAACCAACCAAGAGGAAAAGAUCAAAAAGAAAACUAAAGAAGCGUGGGAAGAAAUGAAGAUGAUACAUAAGGCAUUACUUCUUUAGAGAAUUUUGAUCCUUGUGGAUUAAGCUGACAAAAUGGAGGUUUCCUCGAGAUAAUUCGUGGGAAUCUUCAACUCUCCCUUUAUUUGUAGAUCCUUUGAGAAAUAGCAGUUCUUGUAUGGCUCGAAUGAUAUUUUCGAUUUUUUUGAAAUGUCAGGGAAAUAAAGUGAAAAAUUCAAAUGCCAGAAGAA